Hypomesus transpacificus is the source of this 4524-nucleotide messenger RNA. RefSeq names its product clathrin interactor 1a (gene clint1a). Gene Ontology annotation, cellular component: endosome; plasma membrane; clathrin vesicle coat. Gene Ontology annotation, biological process: endocytosis. The record is from RefSeq and is a predicted model, not a curated record. NCBI's taxonomy places the organism in Eukaryota, Metazoa, Chordata, Actinopteri, Osmeriformes, Osmeridae. The coding region runs from base 133 to 1956 and encodes 607 amino acids. The transcript has 12 exons. Gene Ontology annotation, molecular function: clathrin binding; phospholipid binding.
GUGCGAGCACUCCUCCUGCCUUGAGAGAGGUUAAGAGUUUACUUUUCAGAGUUCAAGGUUUGGUUUCGGUGAUUGUCUUCAGGACUGGAAUAAGGGUUACAGAGGCGGAAAGCUCCUCUCCAGAGAGCCAAGAUGCUGAAUAUGUGGAAAGUUCGAGAAUUGGUUGACAAAGCAACCAACGUGGUGAUGAACUACUCGGAGACGGAGUCCAAGGUGAGGGAGGCCACCAACGACGACCCCUGGGGGCCCUCAGGACAGCUGAUGGGGGAGAUCUCCAGAUGCACCUUCAUGUACGAGCAGUUCCCGGAGGUGAUGAACAUGCUGUGGCAGCGGAUGCUGAGAGACAACAAGAAGAACUGGAGGAGAGUCUACAAGUCUCUGCUGUUGCUGGCCCACCUGAUCAGGAACGGCUCCGAGAGAGUGGUCACCAGCACCAGGGAACACAUCUUCGACCUCAGGUCUUUGGAGAGCUUCCACUUCGUAGAUGAGAAUGGGAAGGACCAGGGGGUGAACGUGCGUCAGAAGGUGAAGGAGAUGGUGGACCUGGUCCAAGACGACGACCGCCUGAGGGAGGAGAGGAAGAAGGCCAAGAAGAACAAGGACAAGUUCAUCGGCGUGUCGUCCGACAGCAUGGGAGGCUACCGAAGCUACACGGGGGACAGGUACGACUCGUCGAGCGAGGGCCGGGGGAAGUGGGAGGAGGACUGGGACCGCAGCAAGGGGCCCUUCCCCUUCAGCGAGAAGCUGGGGGAGAUCAGCGACAAGAUCGGCAGCACCAUCGACGACACCAUCAACAAGUUCCGGAAGAAGGACCGAGACGACUCCCCGGACAGACUCAGUGACACCGAGGAGGAGAGAGGUUGCCCGUCUCGUAACGGCCAGUCAGGGAGGUCGGAGUUCAAAGACGAGGAGGAAACGGUCACCACCAAGAGUGUCCACAUCGUCCAGGCGACAGAAACCACGGCGACGCGGAAGAAAGGGGGCGUGCCUUCCAAAACGGUAGACCUGGGAGCUGCGGCCCACUACACAGGAGACAAGAGUCCAGCGGGCAGCACCAAACAGGUCCAGCCUGCAGCAGCUGCCUCCAGUGCUGGUCUAGAUGACCUGCUGAUGGUCGACACAGGACCCAGCCAGCCUGCAGCAGCCGCAGGCCUCAUAGAUGGAUUUGCUGACUUCUCCUCUGUUCCUGCUUCCGCCAGCCUCGCCUCAGGAUCUGCCCCGAGUGGGACCAGUGAAUUUGGGGAUUGGAACGCCUUCCCUGGAGGUCAGAUGCCACCCCCCUCCGCCCAGCCUCUGGCCCCCAGCGGGGUGGACCUGUUUGGGGCCGCGAUGGGCAGCCCGACCCCUGGCCUGGCCCCUGUGGCCCCCUCAGCAGACCUGUUUGACCUGAUGGGGCCGUCCCAGACCCAGACCCUGUCAGCCUCCCAGAGCCUCAACUUCAGCAUGAGCAGCUCCCACAGCAUGAGCAGCACUGGGAUGCCUCACUCUGUGUCCCAGCCGCUGCAGCCCCAGCAGCCCCAGCAGGGCAUGGCCUCUCAGGGCCCCGGGGCCAAGGCCAUGCUCCCGUCCACCUGGUCCAACCAUGCGGUCAACAUCAGCCUGGACUUCCUGUCUCCGGGCAUGCAGCCCCCCAAGCCCAGCCAGCCCACCCUCAACACCCUCCAGCAGGGUGUCCAGCCGCCGGUCAACAUGCUCUCCCAGGGAUUCGCCGGCAUGAACUUAGGCUCCGCAGCCAUCAGGCAGCCUACAUCUCCCAUGAUGCACCCCGGCAUGGGGAUGGGCAUGGCCCCCAACCAGGGCAUGAUGGCCAUGGGCAUGAACAUGGGAGGGCCCCAGGCCAGCAUGGGCAUGGCCGGGGCGAUGGGCAUGGGGAUGCCAGCGAUGGGGAUGAACCCGGGCAUGGGGAUGCUGCCCAAGCAGGACGCCUUCGCAGAUUUCGGCAACUUUGGGAAGUGAGGGAGGGGGGGGGAUCUGGAGGAGGCGACGUUUCCUCUCCCUCCCUCUCUCUAUCUCUCUUUCUCUCUCUCCCAUUUUCUCCCCCUCUCUCUCUCUCUCUUUCUCUGUCCGUCCGUCCGUGAAGGGCUGUGACAAGCUGCAAACUGGAAUGGUGUCUAACAGCAACGAUCACGCCAUGGCCUCUCUCUUCUCCUCCGCUCUUCUUCUUCUUCUGAGGUGUAAAGAUGCGUUUAAAUACAUGAAUGUUUGACUCAGUCGGAAACCAAUGAUCUUUCUGGAGGGGGACCCCAGCUGGCAGUGCGUGCGUGCGUGUGUGAUAAAGCGAGAGAAAGAGAGGGAUGUCGAAACCGUCAGAAUGUUCAGAGGGUCGUUGCUUUACAACCUCAAUCACAAGAAUAUUGCUGAUCGAGCGAGAGAGGAGGAAAAACGCUAGUAUGGAUAUCUAUUCAAACAUUUCUGUGAGAAGAAAAAAAAAUGCAUUCAAUACAAUUGACUGAGGUUUGAUUAACACGAUGUUAACGUAUUUGUUGUUGAGCAGCCAUCUUAACUCCCCCGUAGAACCAUAAUAAUGUCACCCUCCCGACUCCUCUCUCCUCCCUCUAACUGUAAAUAGCCUGUUGGUGCCAGAUGAAUAAGUUAUUGAGUACUUGACAAUAGACAAUGACGAGGCAGAGGGCCGUAUCGAUUGGACAGAAUCCAAUGUCAAUCAAGACCAUACAAGCAAACGGAGGUACAUCGUCAGUGUCUUUUGAUACUUUUUUUUUUAUUUUUACUAUGCCUAACAAAUGAACAAUUGUGAUUUGUGAUGGGGGGGGGGGAAUGUAGGAAGCUGUUCCAUUUUCAGAUAGCCUCUGUGGCCUUUCUUAUGGGUAUAUAUAUAUAGUUGUGCCACAUAUAUAUAUAUAUGGGGGGGGGGGAUUAUAGCUCAGAAAUAUAAUCAGUUCUGCCUCCAGAUGAGAUAAUCAGUAGUGUAGGAGCCACUGGGCGUGGCUGCGUGUGGUCGUUCUAAUACAGCAGCACGCCUGCAGUGCCUGGAAGUCAGUUGCCUUCUUCUUCUCCAUUAGAAACCUCCUCACCAUACCGACCGUACAGCUCUGCAGCUUCCGUGACAGUUACUGUGGAGAAUGUUACAGCACUGUGUCUGUGUGUCUGUCUGUCGCUCACCUGGCUUUGGAGUUGGCCAGAGGUACCUCGUUCCUCCCUCUGACCCACCCAGCCGUGUUCCCAUGAGAGAUUAUCCUGGGGGAGGCAGCGAGGAAGGAACCAUCUUAAUAGUAUUGUUACCCGGCCCCCCCGUGUCUGACUUGGCUUCCAUAUUUUCAUCAGAGAGGGAGGGUUUAGCGGCCUAUUGCUUCAGGAGUUCAUCUCUUUUCAUUUCCACUGUACACUUGGUUGAAGUGUGGACCACCCAACUCAUGCCAGUGAUGACUUGACAUGGGGUUUGAAGACACCCCCCCCCCCACACACACACACACACACACACUUACACAUCUGAUACACAGUAAGAAACGUUCACGGCCGUUCUCUCGACUGUCAUAAAACACACAGUAUAUCAAAGGCUUUGCUUUGAUGAUUGUAAAUGCAAGUCUGUUCUGUGUGCAACGACACGUCUACGGUUGCAGCUCAAUACUCUACAUGUGCUUCCUUUCCUACAGCUGCACUGACCUAAAUGAAAAGCAAAAUACAAAUCUACAUGCUUGACACUUGACCUAUGAUCUGUCUACAAUCUGGUAGUUUCCCAUCCUCCCAGGUAAAGAAUCCGAUUGGAGGAGAGCGAGGGGAAAUCGGCGACCAAUGAGAUGUAGCGUGUGUGCAGGGCAUGUAUGUAGGCCUGUGUGGUAGCCAGACGUGACUGUUAUGUGGAGUGGGUGUGCUAGCCCAGCACAUUCUGCACAAGACCUGUCAGCUGCGAGCUGACUGGUAGGUCCGAUUGUACACUUCCAUCCAUGUGUUAUGUGACGGAGCCGGAACAGGACAACAGUCCUCAAAAGAGCCAUAGACCAUACAAGACUGGUUACCCUUUUAACCAGUCACAAGUUCUAGGUGAAAAGAGAAGAGUACAAACAAAAAAAAGAUGAUCUGGUUUGUCAAAACCUGUGACUCAUCUGUUCUCUAGCAUUGAGGGGAACCAGCUGACUAGGACCCUGGAGACUGAUGCUGUGUGGUCCUAUCUGGUUGUUCUGGGUCUUACUCCAAUGCCACCAAACACACACACACACACACAGUCCACAGCAGCCUUGAAUGAUCAGUUCUAGGGUGAGGCAUUACCUGUUUCAAUGACCAAAAUCUAUUUACUCUCGUUUGUUUUUCGUUUCUUUUUUUUCUAAAUGAUAUUAUCCUAAAGGGGGUUUUAUGCUUUUAGUUUUGUUUUUGUUUUUCUACUUCAAAUUGUUCAUAGAUCUUCUGUGAUACAAGAUUGUAAAAACACUAGUUUAUGAAAAUGUUAAAACAAGCACCAACAAAACCGAAAACGCUUUGAAAAUGACGUUUUUCCAGUCUUUGGUCUUCUGUUUGAUUUGAAUUUCACAUCAUGAUCUUUAUCUACGAGAAUAAAAACAGUUGAUUGAG